This is a messenger RNA of Tigriopus californicus, 1437 nucleotides long. RefSeq lists its product as uncharacterized. The transcript has 18 exons. Lineage: Eukaryota; Metazoa; Arthropoda; Copepoda; Harpacticoida; Harpacticidae. The coding region runs from base 186 to 1277 and encodes 363 amino acids. The record is from RefSeq and is a predicted model, not a curated record.
CGCCUGAGGGUACCGUCGUCCAUGUGAAGGAAAUCAUUAUUUCAAGCCUAGUUAUUUUCGGACUCAUUGAUGCUUCCCUCAACUUUAAUUUCACGACCCAAGAAGGCCAAUCUCGAGAUGGAAAAGCUUUCUCUCUUUUUCAGGUUGUAAGAUUCCAGAACGGUCCUUGUCAAUCGGCUUCCAGAAUGGGCACAUGUUAUACAGCUUCAGAAUGUCAAGUGAGGAAUGGUGUUUCAUCUGGAAGCUGCGCCGGUGGGUUUGGAGUGUGUUGUGUAUUUACUUUGGGAUGUGGUCAGACAACCAGGGACGAUUGCACCUAUUUGUCCCGUACAGCUCCUACAGGACAAAACAACUGCCAAUACACCAUAUGCAAAUGCAGUACCAAUAUCUGCCGCAUCCGAUUUGACUUUUUGGCAUUUGACUUGGCUCAACCUAUCCUAGGGACAACUGUUUCAGAUAAUACUGUGGCAGCUUCCAGCAUAAAUGGUGGAGCCAUAGGCGAUUGUUUGACUGAUACAUUUUUGAUUACGUCUCCCGGAAACGUGUCACCUCCACAAAUUUGCGGCUUCAACACUGGACAACAUAUGAUUGUGGAUGCCAGCGACAGAUGUCAUGUGGCCUCAUUUAACUUGAGACGAGCUAGUUCAACUUAUGACAUCAAAGUCAGUCAAUACGUUUGCGGAGAUGAUAUGGCUGGGCCAGAUGGUUGUUUGCAAUAUUUCAUAGGAAAUACUGGAACCAUUGCCAGCUUUAAUUUUCCCACGCAAUCACCAACCGUGCCACUUUCGACUACUCAUUUGUCUAAUCAAUGCUACACGAUGUGCUUCCGAAGUGAAGAAGGAAAGUGUGCCAUAUGUUAUCAAGCAGUCGAUGUGGUUGGACAGGGAUCAUUUGGUUUGAGCAAGACUGUCGAGGCCAUAGUUGUGAGUGGCGAGAAUAAUAACGAUUGCUUUAUGGACUAUCUUAUGAUUCCUGGAGCUUUGAGGGACUCUAAUGUAGCGGGACAGCCAAUGUUCAUGGUUGGGAACAUUCCUGAUGGGCGUGAUUUCAGCAACCGAAUUUGUGGACGCUUUUUCCAUUUGUCCGCUCAACGUAACAAAAGAGUGAACAAUGAUGAGGCCAUUUGCUCGUCUCAAAGGCCGUUUCAAAUCACUUUCAAAACGGAUGAGGAUGAAAUUACUCUAAAAGCCACAAACAUGCCUGAUCAAAAUGAACAAUCCGGAAGUCCUGGUGGAAUUACCGGUUUUAACCUCAUGUGGACCCUUCAAGAUUGCUGAGAACCUGCAUCCUACCAUUUAGAGAUCCCGACAUUUCAUAUUGUACUCGAGACAAGCCAUAGGUUAUUGAAAUUGUGCUUCUAAUAUAAUGAUGUUGUCCAAAUUGCCUAGAUAGAUAAACACAUCUUCAAUAAAAGAACCUCCAUUUCUGGAAGCUUCA